UCCAACCGUAUAGAAAGUAAAUUGAAAAACAUCAGCUUUUAUUUUCAGCGUGGCACCUACUGUAUGAAUAUCAUUAAUGUUACAUAUAGCUAACCAUCAAGUCAUCAGAGUAUCAUAUAUCAAAAGCAUCACAAAUACAUAUAGGAGUCCAACAUGUAUCAUAUCAAUAUAUAAUUUCAAAAUGUUACAUAUAGCCAACACAUCAACAGUGAAUCAUAUCCGUAGUAUCAAUAUUAUAUAUAGCAGACCAUCAUCAUGUUAUCAGAACAUUAUUUGAGUGUAUCAUAUCCAUAGUAUCAAUAUUAUAUACAGCAGACCAUCAUCAUGUUAGGGGUCAUUCACAAUUGUCAACAUUAACAUAAGCGUACAAACCGUACGCUGGGAGGGAGGGGGUUAACAGCCGCUGUACACUUUUUAGAAAUACAAAUAAAUGUCGAUUUAUAACUUUCCGAGAAAUCUAUUUUCCCCCUAAUUGUCGUUAUUAUAAACAGCACCUAUUCAGCACCCAUUUUAAACACCGAUACCUCACAGAUAACUAUGCCUCACAGCGGGUCUCUUGAAAAAAAGGCGGUAAACUACAUAACAAAAAAGAAGAAGAAUGGCGGACAAUGUUUACGAUCGCCCCGGGGAAAACCUGAAAGCUUUGUCAAAGUUUCUUGUGAAUGGAGGGGAUGCUAUUCAUAAAACUCCUAACAAUGAAUACAUGCAGUUUAUCAAUGCCUUUGUGUUCCUCAAUGACAACCUGAAACGUGCCGAUGCCGUGACAAAAGGACAGAAAGCGUGGCAUGAUCGUGAACAUGGCCGAGGCGAAGUCGACAUUACACUAAAAAACGCCGUCAUUAAAAUGGAGCAAGUUCGAAACAAGAAGAGAACUAUAAAGUCAUUCUUCGCAGUUCAACCAAAGAAAACAACUGUUAAACAAGAUACAGAUGUUGCUGACAAACCAAAGCAAGAACCUGUUCAGGUGUGUGUGGAACUGCAGGAGGUAACACCUGCCUCUGCUGUGGCAUGGAAAGACACACGUCAAGCCCAUAUUUUAGAUGGCCAGGUAUGUUUUUACCAGCAAGGCUGAUGAAGAUAGACACAUCAAAAUAAUUCAUGGCGGAGUUCGGGCAUUGAACAUGAUAGACAGGACAGAUAAGGCAACCGAAGCUCAUGAAAAGAUCCACAAGUGCCCGAUUUGUAAUGAGAAGUAUCCCAGAAGAUACCAGCUCCUAAAACAUCAAAACCAGGACAAUCACAAGCAAAAGAAAGGAAGACCCAAGAAAAUCACUUGAACGUGGCUUCUAGAUUAUGAUAGGACCA
Molecule: messenger RNA, 1305 nt
Organism: Gigantopelta aegis
Lineage: Eukaryota; Metazoa; Mollusca; Gastropoda; Neomphalida; Peltospiridae
Exons: 3
Coding region: 599-1072 (157 amino acids)
Source: RefSeq, a predicted model, not a curated record